Messenger RNA from Didymosphaeria variabile, 831 nucleotides. RefSeq lists its product as uncharacterized. The transcript is spliced from 5 exons. The record is from RefSeq and is a predicted model, not a curated record. NCBI's taxonomy places the organism in Eukaryota, Fungi, Ascomycota, Dothideomycetes, Pleosporales, Didymosphaeriaceae. The coding region runs from base 1 to 831 and encodes 276 amino acids.
AUGUACUUCACAUCCCUCAUCUUGCCCUCCACUCUCCUCUCUAGCACCUCUGCCCUCAAAGUCGCCACCUCCCUCCAAUGGAUCGAACACACGCCACAGCCAUACGCAAUCAAGAACUUCUACAAGGGGUCCUCGACGGCCACGCUCUCCUCCGGCGGCCUUUUUGACUCCAGCAUUGACCUCGCCGCCAACGCCGAAACCCAAGGCCUCAAGCAAUACGCCGACCACAAGAACAUCCGCCUCAUCUACAUCAUCACUGAAGUCUCGUACCGGCUGGUCGCACGCGCAGACGCAGGCAUAAAGACGCUUGCCGACCUCAAAGGGAAAAAGAUAGGCUCCAUGCCCGGCACCAGCGCUGCAAUCUUCGUGCAGCGCAUGCUCUCCUCGGCCGGGGUCGAUGCGUUUGGAAUAUGGGAGCCUGCUGUUGAGCUUGGAGUGAGAGCGAUGGAGAAGGACAAUGUUGUGCUAUUUCAAAAUGGCACCAUCUACAGGGAAGUCUAUAGUCUCUACACCACGACCGACAAACUCAACGACCCCAAGAAACGUGCCGACAUCGUGGCGUUUGUGCGUGCGCUCAAUCAGACGCUUGAUGUGUACAACCACCCUAACUCAAGUGUGUACAGCUUCGUAGCUGAUAAAGUGGGUAUGGACGCUGAAGUCGUGAAGGCUGUAUGGGAGGAACACAAGUGGAGUGGGACGUGGAAGGAUGAGGAGCUGAUGCCGCUGCUGGUGGAUGAGGAUGCGAUGCUUGCGAAGAGCGAUCGGCGGGCGGCGAUGUCGAGAGCGGAUUUGGAGAAAUUUUUGGAUAGGAGUGUUAUUGAGGAGUUGUGA